Molecule: messenger RNA, 2234 nt
Organism: Rhododendron vialii
Lineage: Eukaryota; Viridiplantae; Streptophyta; Magnoliopsida; Ericales; Ericaceae
Product: AAA-ATPase At3g50940-like
Exons: 2
Coding region: 72-1412 (446 amino acids)
Molecular function (GO): ATP binding; ATP hydrolysis activity
Source: RefSeq, a predicted model, not a curated record
UAUCUUCAAAAACCUUCCUCUCAAAACCAAACAAACCCCCUAAUUGCACCAUUAAAUACACACCCAGAGAUAUGCCGUUUUCGUGCGACUCCCUCCCCUCCUCCGCCACCGUCCUCUCCGUGGCAACCUCCUUCGCUGCCACUGCCAUCCUCCUCCGCACCAUCCACAACGACCUCAUCCCCGCCCCCCUCCGCGCCUACUUCAAUAAACUCUCUGCCCGCCUCUCUUCCCGCCUCACCCUCGUCGUCGACCAAUCCGACGGCCUGUCCCCCAACCACCUCUACGACGCCGUCGACACGUACCUCUCCACCAAGCUAUCCCCUUCCAUCCACCGCAUCAAAGUCAAUAAGCUCGAAAAAGACCCCCACCUCUCCCUCUCCGUCGACAAAAACCAGGACAUCCCCGACACCUUCCAGAACGACGCCGCCCUCGUCAAGCUCAACUGGGUCUCCCACAGCACUCUCGUCGAACGCUUUGAUAGCAAACCAAACAAAACAGAGCUGAAGCACUUCGAGUUGAGUUUCCACAAGAAGCACAAGGAAAUCGUGCUAGCUUCUUACUUGCCGUACGUACUGCGGAAGGCGAAGGAAAUCAAGGAGGAAAGGAAGACGGUGAGGCUGCACACGGUGGACUACAACGGGACGGAUUACUGGAGCUCUGUUCCUCUAAACCAUCCUUCGACGUUCGAGACGAUGGCGAUGGAGGCGGGGACGAAGGCGGAGCUGAUUGAGGAUCUGGACAGGUUUGUUGAAAGGAAGGAGUAUUAUAAGAGGGUUGGAAAGGCGUGGAAGAGAGGGUACUUGUUUUACGGGCCGCCGGGGACGGGGAAAUCGAGCUUGGUUGCGGCCAUGGCGAAUUACUUGAGGUUUGAUGUUUAUGAUUUGGAUUUGAGGGAGGUGCAGUGUAAUUCGGAUUUGAGGAGGUUGUUGAUUGGGACGGGGAACAGGUCGAUUGUUGUGGUGGAGGAUAUCGAUUGUAACGUUGGGUUGCAGAAUCGGGAGGUGGAGACAGAAGGGAAGAUUGUUGAGGAUGACAAGAUUACUCUGUCCGGGCUACUCAACUUCAUUGACGGGUUAUGGUCAAGCUGUGGAGAUGAGCGGAUAAUAGUGUUCACAACCAACCACAAGGACCGUCUUGAUCCAGCGUUGUUGCGACCGGGUCGCAUGGACCUUCACAUUCACAUGUCUUACUGCACCUUCCAUGGAUUCAAGACACUCGCGUUGAAUUACCUGAAAAUCCAAGAACACCAACUAUUCGACACGAUCAAAGAAUUUUUAGACAAGGUAGAAGCUACGCCAGCUGAGAUUGCAGGACAACUAAUGAAAUAUGAUAACGCCGAUAUCGCACUUCAGAAUGUUAUCAAUUUCCUCCAUAACAAGGACCAGCCGAAAACAACAGAAUUAUCAAGUUAAGGGAAAUAUCAAGCCAGAGAGAAUGCACUGCAGGGGAGACCUGGAGAGGAGUCUUAACACGGUUAGGUUUUUGAAUUUUCUGCUCUUUCAAGUUUGCUUUGAGGUUAAAUUUAUUUGUUGUUGAAGCAAUAUCGUGCUAUAUCAUUGGCUUCUUGUUUUUGGGAAUUCACGUUUUAGUGUAGUAAAUUUCUUGUGCUUUGUGGGUAGCCAAAUCCAACUUUGAGGCAAUGGACUGGCUUUGGAAUGACUCUAGUCUAGCCCUGUUCGACUAAAAGCACUAAGGCCAACACUUGGUUUUGGUGGCCUAUGACUUUAGUAGGGAUUCAACUGAAUUCCAUUUCAAAGUCCAGGUAACAGAAUAGUUCUAAAUUAUUAACGGAGAAAAGAGAUUUAACGAGCUGAAUCGGGGUAGAGGUGUCGAAUGAGUUGCAAGUGUCGUGCCAGCCUAGCAUACGUCAUGUCAUGCCGUGCCAUGUUGCAAUAGGCUAGACCCAUGAGCAUGUCCCCAUUCGUGCAGUAUCCGUGUCGUGCCUAUCUCGUGCCCGUAGCAUGUCGUGCCCAUGCCUGAGCCUUAUAAAUUUAAAAAAAAAAUUGGACAAUUAUUUUUAAUCUAUUAUAUGAUCAUAAGUUCACUCUCUGUUUUUAUCGAAAUUCAAUUGUGCAUGUUGACUCAUACAUUGUGAUGUUAAAGAAAAUAAAAGAAUCUAGCGGGCAAAAACUCUCAGAGUGGAACAAUUGAGUAAAGAAAGAACAAAUCUCAUAUUUAUUCAAAUAAAUUAAAUGUAUCGAUUAAAUUUGUACACAAAUAGAAACGAUACUUCC